GCGCACAGGUAAGAAUGUGUGCGCACGGAGCACAAAACAUUUGCGCGAGGCUAGAAAGCGCGCGCAAGAAAAUUUGACUCUACGCGCGCUAUGACCGUUAAAACCCCCAAAUCCAAAACAAGUUAUGUAACGAAACUGGUGUAUUUAUGGAAAAGCACAAGAGAAUCGCGCCUGUACGACAAUCGACCUCACAAAAGUCAGUUCAACAUGAACAAGUUAUAAUUCGAGAGUUUACCAGCGCUGUUACCGAGCAAUGUCGCGAGAUCUACACACAGGCAUUGUACAACCAAGUCUGGCCGAUAUCAAAGAUCAUCAUUCUCAGGUUCAAUCACAUGGCGAUACUUGCGUUACCUGUGAUCUUAGCCGGCGCUUACUAUUGGUCAACUUGGGUUUUAUCCAACUUUCUUUUCCUUUGCUUCUCCGUACCAAUUAUCUUAUACGUCUGCGUGCGAAAUGAAGUCCAGGACGUACUGAGGCUUACUCUGAGUAAAGAUCUCGGUGAAAUGGAAGCAGUGUACACAACAAGUGGGGCAAGGAUGAUUGUUGCGGAACUCUGUGGCCGUGUAGUUGGUCUAGCAGGGCUCGUACGAUCAAAACAAGCAGAAACAGCCACUUUACAAAGAAUAGUGGUCGAAAAGUCCCACCGCAGGAAUGGUGUAGGAACUGCCAUGGUUAGGGCGCUUGAGAAGUUCGCACGUGAGCAGGGCUACGAGAGAAUCGUCCUACGCACCAUAGAGCCGUUAGCAGUGGUGGGAUUCUACAGGAAGUGUGGAUUUCGCACGGUCCAAGUUUUGCCUUUUAUUUCGGACGAGCCUUGGACCAGCGGGUGGAGAGCCCUUAAGAUGGAACUCGAUCUAACAAGAUAAAGACAAUUGGCUUAUGGGCGUAUUUGUAUGUAGGGUAAAGAGGUGGCAAUAAAGGGUAGGGGGGGGGGGGGGGGGGUAAAACCGCCACCCCAAACUAGCGUGCCGAGAUAAAUAUCCUCGUUCCCAGGGUUUUCCCCUCGUAUCCUGCUUGCCCCUGGGGGUAGGGGAGGGUGGGACCCUUGGGACGAGGAUGCGAGAGAAAUAGAAGAUAGAUGGAACUGAAAUAAGCUUAUAUGGAUAUGUCUGAGAAUACCAAAUGUGGACGCCAUGUGGGUAUAGAAGGGAUGAAAUGUAAUAAAAUGAUUUUUGUCGUC
This is a messenger RNA of Nematostella vectensis (starlet sea anemone), 1180 nucleotides long. Its product is annotated as N-acetyltransferase 8. The coding region runs from base 147 to 866 and encodes 239 amino acids. The record is from RefSeq and is a predicted model, not a curated record. Gene Ontology annotation, molecular function: N-acetyltransferase activity. The transcript has a single exon. NCBI's taxonomy places the organism in Eukaryota, Metazoa, Cnidaria, Anthozoa, Actiniaria, Edwardsiidae.